AUGGACCGCAGUAUUGUCGAUCGAAGGAUUAGCUUCCGGUCCUCGUCGCCGUCGUCCCCGGCGAACCUGUCGGGCUCAGUGUCGGGGAGCAACGCGCAACUCAACCCGCACACCGGCAGCCUGCGUGCGCGGCGAUUUCCAUCACAGCGUGUGGUGUGCGCCGAUGGAAACCAACACCCCUACAGUCACAACAACAGUACGUGCAGCGCCAGCGGCAGCAUCGUGGCACUUGCGCGGUUGGAGAGUCAGGAGUUGUUUGGGGCCUAUCCUGCGAUCCCAACCCUGCAGCACCGUCACCCGGGCGACUCGAUCGUGCCCCUCAUGGGGCGGCCAAGCCUGGACUCGAUGUGCGAGCUCUUAUCAAACGCCUCCCCCACCUCGCAGGUGGCGGCCCCAACUUUUUCCUUCUACGCGGCCAAAGACGCCGUCGCCGUGCAGGAACACUCCACCCUUCCGAACCAGCACUCAAUGCCGAAGAGCGUGACCGUCAUCUACUCGCAGCCCUCCUCGCCCAGCGACGCCUACUUGCGCGGGACGGACUACGUCAGCGCCCGCGGCAUAUCCGUUACGGAGGACGAUGCGAACGAAGACCGGGUGAAGGUGCGUGUCGAAGGCUACUACGAGCACAACGGUGUCGGUGUACUCAUCCCGAACGACCUGCCCCCAAGCACGCUGCUCUACGUCCUUACCGCCUCCGACGGCCGUGAUUUGAUGUUCAAGCUCAUCCAGUACAGCCUGCAGCUCACCAUCUGCUUCCUGAAGACGCCAUCGCUAUUCUCGCCGGAGGCGCAGAUACUGAUGGGCCCGAUGGCGGAGCGGCUUUACCGCAACUACAACACGAUCCGCCACGGCCGCAGCCUGUUCAAGAUGGGUCGCGGCCUGCUCAAUCUCUUCACACUGCAGACCGUGUGCGAGCGAAUGUGGAUGAAGUACAAGAGCGGCAUCUCUCGCGCCACAUGCGCCGUCGUGAUGCCCGUCGUAUCGUGCCUGGAGAAGGGGCUAAUGUCCAUGGGGGCGUCGCCGUUGUGGGGCCAGUACUUGUCGUGUCGGCUGCUGCGCUGGACGCAGGCUGCCCAGGUUACGCCAGGGCAGGGCCGCAGCGAGGAGCCCGAGAACUCAACGGUCCCGGACUGGCGCACUCAGCAGCGCGCGCAUGAGCAGCCGUCCACGCCGUCGGCAAAGGACACACUGCUGACGGACGGCGUGUACACCACGUCUGGUGCGGAGAAGGCUGAGCAAUCGGUGACGACCAUGCAGGCUGCCAGUGGGAGUGUCGCCGGCCUGAAGUCUCUCAAGGGCAACGUCGGCUUGGCGCUGAAGGAGGUAUAUGACUGCGCGGGCGGCGGCGGCGGCGUCGGUGGCGGCGAUGCGUGGUCGUCGCAGCCCACACCUCCAUGCGCGACGGUGGAUAGUCAGACAAGCACGUCGAGGGUACACUCUGAGCAACCGUCCCCCGCCACGGGCGACGCCGCGGCCAGCAAGGGCGUGGGUGAGCUUUCGCUGCUUCCGUGCGCGCCGUCUGGUGGCCUGUCGGCGGAAGGCUUGGGCAGAAGGACAUCCGAGAUUGCCACAGCGGCGCCAACACCGAAUGCAGAAAGUAAGCGCGAGUUCAGUGACCCUGGUGCGCUGCUGUGCAUGCCCUCCGGCCCCGCUGCGGGCUCCGCCUCCACAACGUCCUCUGGAGAGGAGGGCACCGAUGCGCCACGAGCGAAGCCGCCGCACGUCAUGGACACACUGUCUUUCAGUGUUGAGCUCGGCCACCAGCAGCACCAGCGGCACGGCCUGACGCCGUCCACCACCGCCCACCCCACAGCCAGCACCUUCAGCCUCGCGACGGCAGCCACGGCCCCCACACUGAGUGCGCACUACACGGCAGACGGGGUCGACAACGCCGGUCGUAAAACACUUUUACACCCUCUGAAGCAGUCCUCGAGCAUCAACACCCCUACCCCCACCGCAAACAGCAGCAUCACGGGCGACGAUGUGGGCGAUCACCUCCACGAGGGUGUGGAGAGUAGCAUCAUCCACAACGGAACGCCACUGAUGCCUGCGGCGCGCUCGCCGUCUUACGGAUCCAUGACGAGUCAGCUGAUGCCGGAGCUGGCGAGUGGCAGUGGUUUGACGCCUGCAGAUGGCCCCCUGUCAGUGCCGAACAACUGGCGCAUCGCCUGUGCGCCGACCGUACCGCCGAGUCGCUCCGACGGGCUUGUCGUAACCGCGACGCUGACAUGCUCCUCCGUCGAGUUACUGAAGCCGCUGAAGCCGACUGAGGCGCCCUCUACGGCGGCAUCGCCGUCCGAAGAGAUGAUAAAGGUGGACGGUACCACGAACUUCAGUCUCACACCCAACAGCACCGCCACGCGCACGCCGCCACCGCAGUCGUUGUCUGCGGCGGACAUGUCCACGAGCAUCCAGGCUGCCACGGCGUCGUUGGUCGACAACACCGGCACGGAGAUUUACAAUAUCGAGCGGAACGGCCGUCACGCGUCGCCCUUGCGCGAUUGCUGCACGGUCUCCAUGCCCGCCGCCCAGCCGCCGGUGACCGCCGCUCUGCCGGCCUCGGAGUUGCCUGCGACGACACACACGAGAGUUGCCGCCGCCCUCAACGACGACCCCGCGCUGCCCGCGGCAACAGAUGGCAAGGAGAGCAACAUCAGCAUCAUCUCCUCCAACACGUCCAGCUGCUUGCAAGAGCGUCAGGGCAACCAUGCCGAGGCGCUCUCGACGUACUUUCGGGAGGUGCAGCCGGCAUCUGCCGCGCUGCCGGCACGAUGGCGCAAAGGCGUGUUGCAGUUCAACCCGGUGCUCAUGACGCUUCUCGGCAUCCGCAACUUGGCUGCGGCGUGUCGCCGAUUCCUGCGCGACAUCACUCUCAUCUCCACGGAGCGCUUUGGCACCCUGAGGCUCGUCCAGGUGCACCGCCACGCCAUCACCCACAUCAUCAACCGCUGCUGGCUCGUGGUGUCCAUCAUUGACCUGCUGCUCAAUACGAUGCGGCUGCUGCAGCCGGGCUGGGUCAAGUACGCGACGGCGCGGCAGAACAUUCAUUGCCGGUGCGGCUGCUACGGCGACGACGACCCGUCUGACAAGGUGUGGCGCACGCACGGCUUCAUUGCGCGGCGCAAGACGGACCUUUUUUUCCCUCCGCUGGAUCUCGACUACGGUGCGCCGUUUGUGUCGAGCAUCUCCUACAUGGAGGCGGCGGAUCCGGCGCAGCUGAUGGCGGCCUGCCGACGUUGUGGGUGUCUCUACCGCGAAAUCCUCUCCGAGUCGGAUCAAGAAGGGGACAAGGCAGAGGCAGAGGCGGUGGAUGUAAGCGGCGGUGCUUCGAUGCCGCCGUCACGCACGCCCGCCGCAAUGUCGAAGGCGGCAGCGUCCUUCAGCGACGACGGCCACCAUAAGGGGGAGAACCACCGUUCCGCCACACGGAAGCUCCUCUGCACGCCAGGCUUGGAGCGCGAGAAGCCGCGUUGGGUGCAGCUAUACAACGAGGAGGUGAUGUCGGGUGAGUCGCAGCAGCAGCAGCGCCUUCGUAGCCCUGGCGCGCGGUGGGAGAAGCAAAACCCCAGCAGUGAGGAGCAACAGGACUCGUCCGUGGAGCAGCUGGAGAAGCCAGUCAGCAACAAUAUGCUGAAGAGCUCCGCCGGCGAGAGGCAGCCUGCAGACGAGAUGCGCCAGCGUCGCAAGAGCGGUGCGGCUCGUGAGCGUCCAGCCGAAUCCUCGGCUGGUAUCCUCUUCGUGCCGUGGAUCAUGCGGAAGUUUUUCGACUACGUAUGGCUGCUGCGCGUGCACCCGAACCUGGCGUCGACGGUUCUCCUGGAGGCUCGCUGCAUCGCCGAGCUCUAUCUCUCCUACAAGUACUGCUUCGGUAACUUCGAAACCUUUAUGUCGGAUGCCCCGCUGCGUGCCAUCCUUAACCCGUACGGUGCCUUGGCGGGCAUCGUGAGCGCCUCCGUGGGGCUGCUGCGCGUCAUCGAGAGCGCGCCAUCCUCGUAA
Leishmania mexicana MHOM/GT/2001/U1103 is the source of this 3996-nucleotide messenger RNA. RefSeq lists its product as hypothetical. The transcript has a single exon. Bases 1 to 3996 code for a protein of 1331 amino acids. The record is from RefSeq and is a predicted model, not a curated record. NCBI's taxonomy places the organism in Eukaryota, Euglenozoa, Kinetoplastea, Trypanosomatida, Trypanosomatidae.